Histoplasma capsulatum G186AR is the source of this 1335-nucleotide messenger RNA. RefSeq lists its product as uncharacterized. Bases 1 to 1335 code for a protein of 444 amino acids. The transcript has 4 exons. NCBI's taxonomy places the organism in Eukaryota, Fungi, Ascomycota, Eurotiomycetes, Onygenales, Ajellomycetaceae. The record is from RefSeq and is a predicted model, not a curated record.
AUGCUCGUCCCAAAUGACUCAGAUCUAUGUCGGAUGGCCCGUACCUGUCGGUAUUUUGCCCAGGUCAUUAUCCCACCCAAUUCUGGUGUUUGGAGGGCACGUUUUCUAGACAAAUAUGACCAUCCGCCUCCAGAUAAGUCUUCAGAAGAGGUUAGGAUAGAAUACAAAGUGCGCAGUAUUAUUCUGGCUCAGACACCUUCUUUUCAAACCGAGGAAGGAAUGAAGGAGAAACUGUGGCUGAGUGUUUUGACUACGUUACUUGUUGAAUCCCCCUAUACCUGGCCACACCAGCAAGUUCAUGACAAAUGUGUUUCUCGAAAUCACGCUCGAAUCAAAGGCGCUAUUAUGAGCUCUGGUAUCCUCAAUCAUCCCAUAAUUGGCGAUCGCUUGAGUAGGUCAUAUCUUGCCAUCCAACUGGCCGCGACAUAUCUAGCUCUAGACCUUCGGCUUUCCUUCCGCUCGUUGCGAACAGACUAUGAUUUGAGGAUUGUAUAUGCAUGCGACUCGUCGAUAACAGCCCCGCCUAUUACUGCCUCUGAUGAUGGCGAAUCCAUUGACCUAUACCAGGUUCUACAUAUUCGAAAUUUCUGGAAACGGCACCUCACGAAUCCAGAUGAGGAUACGUUUUAUAGGACGUAUCAUAACCUGCCGGAAAUUCUGAGGCCGAAGACUUGGGAGGAGGGUCUUGGGAAUAGGGAGAGCCUGGCAUGCAUUCAUCCCCUUCCAACGACAUUCGAGGACUUGCAGGAGCGGCAGACCUGCGCAGAUUUAGCGAGUCACUGGGAUAGUACUUGUGCACUGCUACUUGAAAUCUCCACAACCACGACGAACGUGUGGUUCCCCAUCUUCAACGAAGCCUAUCCCAUAAACCCUUACAUCGAAUCCCCAUCCCGUACGUACUUCCGCGGUACCCAAUCCCUCGAUGGCCACCACCAUCACUACCAUGCCAAUGGCAACACCAAUGUCAACAACAACAACGACGACGACGAAAACCCUCGCUCCCACCCUAUCCGGGGUUUCACAGAAACCUGCCCAGCCCAGGCUGGCAUCCCUGGCUGGCGUCGAAUAUGCUUUAUCAUCUAUGAAAUUAACCCGGAAUUUUUUGUCUCUGCAGUUGAUGGCAAUGGCAAUGGAAACGGAUUUACCAGUGGUAAUGAAGGGGAGAGUGAGGAGGAAGAGUGGUUGCCGUGGAGCUGGACUACGGUGGAUUUCCUUUGGGCCUUUGGGUAUGAGGGCGUGAUUCUACCUGGGGGAGGUAUUAUGAUGGGUAGGUGGAGGAAUAUGAUGGCGGAGGCGGAGGUGGAGGAGGGACCGUUUAUUUUUUGGACGGUUUGA